Molecule: messenger RNA, 906 nt
Organism: Trichomycterus rosablanca
Lineage: Eukaryota; Metazoa; Chordata; Actinopteri; Siluriformes; Trichomycteridae
Gene: snx20
Product: sorting nexin 20
Exons: 3
Coding region: 1-906 (301 amino acids)
Biological process (GO): protein transport
Cellular component (GO): early endosome membrane
Molecular function (GO): phosphatidylinositol phosphate binding
Source: RefSeq, a predicted model, not a curated record
AUGGACUGUAAUUCUCAACUGCUAAACAUGGAGACUGAUGAUGAAACAUAUCCAAAUGAAUCUGUCCAACAACAGGAGACGUCGUUCAAUACAGAUGUAGGCUUCAGUGCUUCCUGUCUGACUACAGCAGAGCUUCAGCAGCACUGGAGGGCAGUUAAACAGGAGAUUCGAUCCAUUAAAUUGCUGUUUGAGAUCCCUGCCACCCGCACUAUAGAGCACAUGGUUUCCCGAUAUGUGGUAUAUCAGAUAGUUGUGAUCAAAUCGGGCAGUUAUGACCAACAGCGUGUGGCUAUUGAGCGCCGCUACUCUGACUUCCAUAACCUGCACCAGCAGUUGCUACAGGACUUCUGCGAGGAGCUUGAGGACAUCACCUUGCCCAAGAAAAGACUGAGGGGCAACUUUUCAGAGGAGAACAUUACCGAACGGCGUGUGGCUUUCUGUGAUUAUCUCACCCAGCUCUAUGCCUGCCGCUAUAUCCGCAGAUCACCUGUUUUUAGGGAAUUCUUUACUAACCCUGAGCUAAAGACUGCCUAUGAUCUGUUGCGUGGGGGCCGCUACUCCCAUGCCCUGGAGAUCCUGCAAAAUGCACUAGUGCUCCAAGAAAAAUUGUGCACUCAUGAUUCAUCUCUACUUGUACCAACUUUGUGUGCACUGCUGGUGUGCCAGAGGGACCUGCAGGAUUUCAGUGCAGCUUUCCAGACUGGACAAAAGGCACUACCAAGAGUAAGGCGCUAUAAUCUAAGCAGGUACCGUGGCCCUCUGCUGGAGGCCAUGGUGAAUUUGGGGUACAAGUUAGAGAACCCUGUGGCUCAGUUACAAGAGGAGCUAAUUAGAGUACAAAACACACUCGAUGGAACAAUGCCACUUGUUUCACUAAAGGAACUUGUUGUUCAAGAACUUACAUAA